GUGACAUGAACGCGGCGAUCGGCAGAGACAGAUAAACUCCAGCUGGCGUCUUCACUCCUUCAGCAGCCAUGGCCCUCGCUGUAUCUGGAGGGACUGUGUUCACCAUCCUCCUCAUUAGCAGGUUGUUAGAGAGCUCGUUGCUCAACGCAGAAGUGAAGGAAGGAGAGAUUCUUCCUCCUACCAUUCAGCGGCUGAUGAAAGGAUACAACAAGUACCUCAGGCCUUUCUUUGACAACGGCCCUGUGACGGUGGGCAUGAGCCUGGACAUCGCCAGCAUUGACACCAUUUCUGAGAUCAACAUGGACUACACAGCCACCAUAUUCCUCCGCCAGCGUUGGACGGACGAGCGCUUGGUGUUCGAGGGCAACAAGAGCCUGAGCCUGGACGGCCGGUUAGUGGAGCUCCUUUGGGUCCCCGACACCUUCAUCGUCGACUCCAAGAAGUCCUUCCUGCACGACAUCACAGUGGAGAACAGGCUGAUCCGCAUCUUCCCCAACGGUACCGUCCUUUACGCGCUGAGGAUUACUACCACUGUGGCUUGCAACAUGGAUCUGACCAAGUAUCCCAUGGACAAGCAGACCUGCACACUACAACUGGAGAGCUGGGGCUACAACAUCAACGACGUCAUGUUUUACUGGACCAGAGGGAAUGAGUCCGUCAGUGGGUUAGACUCUCUGCAGCUGGCUCAGUACACGGUGGAAGACUACUACACAUCUGUUUCAGAGGCCAUCUACGAAACUGGUCAUUACCCCAGGCUGGUUUUCCACUUCGAGCUGAAGCGAAGCAUUCUGUACUUCAUCCUGGAGACUUACGUCCCUUCCAGCUUGUUGGUGGUUCUCUCUUGGGUUUCCUUCUGGAUCUCUCUGUCCUCUGUCCCAGCACGGAUCUGUAUUGGAGUGACCACGGUAUUGACCAUGACUACUCUGAUGAUGGGCGCUCGGACGUCCUUGCCCAACGCCAACUGCUUCAUCAAGGCCAUCGACGUCUACUUGGGAAUCUGCUUUAGCUUUAUCUUUGGAGCGCUCAUCGAAUACGCCGUGGCCCACUUUUGCACCCUCACUCACGGUGAAACACACGUGCUCAUGUACGGCCACCAAAUGCACGACUUCGACGACGAGAUCAACGGCAUCGUCACCACCAUCUCCACCCACUCCAGGGCCAAGAGGCGCAAGGAACCCGCUGCCGCUCCCGCCCCGGCCCCGGCCUCCACAGAACUCACUGUCAGCCCGUCCAGCCCCUCGGGCAGCGAGCCCAAGCCCGAGGCGGCGCCUCCGGAGCCCACCAACUGGUGCCUCACCGUUCUGGCCACCCUCCGCAAAAUCCUCCGCUCCAUAAGCUGCUGUCAUGUGGAGAACCCCCACCACAUAGACAACUACUCCAGAGUCACCUUCCCCCUGUCGUUCGUCAUGGUCAACCUACUCUACUGGACAUAUUACCUGUACUUUUAGCACUCACCAGAGUGAAGCUUCCGCGAGUCCGAGGCAGAGAGACGAGAAGUGUAUUUUACUGUAUGUAUGUACAGUGAGUGUUACUUAGGUCUGUUCUGAGGCGAGUGUGUACAAUUUCUACAUUUGGAUUCUUGAGUGCAGUAACAUUCUCACAUAGUCUUGUUUUGGGGGAAACGGCGAUGUUUGCUGCUCCAUUUUAUAUAGUCGUGCGUCUUCGAACGGCUUCGAGUUUCACGGCGCCGGAUUUUUG
This is a messenger RNA of Salarias fasciatus (jewelled blenny), 1698 nucleotides long. Its product is annotated as gamma-aminobutyric acid receptor subunit pi-like. Gene Ontology annotation, biological process: monoatomic ion transmembrane transport. Bases 69 to 1448 code for a protein of 459 amino acids. The record is from RefSeq and is a predicted model, not a curated record. Gene Ontology annotation, molecular function: extracellular ligand-gated monoatomic ion channel activity; transmembrane signaling receptor activity. Gene Ontology annotation, cellular component: membrane. The transcript has 10 exons. Lineage: Eukaryota; Metazoa; Chordata; Actinopteri; Blenniiformes; Blenniidae.